Molecule: messenger RNA, 1584 nt
Organism: Aureobasidium musti
Lineage: Eukaryota; Fungi; Ascomycota; Dothideomycetes; Dothideales; Saccotheciaceae
Source: the annotation of a GenBank genome assembly
AUGGAUACAGACAUUGAGAAGCAACAGCCGAGGCCACAUGAACAGUACAUUGCUGAAGAGGCUGAGUCACCACACCUCAGCAAAGAAUCCUUCGAACAGGACAUUGAAUCUUCAGGCUCGGACGACGAUGGGAUCACACUCAAACGUACUGUAUCCCGCAAACCACCUCACCCUCAAUGUCGUCUCUGCAAGCAAGGUCUCACAGAUGAAGAAGGGCAGCCUUGCCGUAAGCAUGAUGGCUUCGAGACGGAUCCCAAUCUUGUGCUCUGGGAGGGAGACGACGAUCCUGCGAAGCCCAUGAACUGGCCCAUGUGGCGUAAAGUCUGCUUCUCCAUUACUGCCAGUUGCUUCGUUAUCGCGGUCUCCAUGUCAUCGAGUAUAUUUGGUCCAGCUACCAAGACUACCGCCCAGAAGUACAAUGUCUUACAUGAGGUGAUGAAUCUGGGCAUCACUUUUCAUAUCCUCGGGUUUGCCUGUGGCCCUCUGAUCUUCGGUCCGCUGAGUGAAGUUCUUGGGCGUACCAUCCCACUUUGGAUAGGUCUCUUCGGAAUGGGCAUCUUCCAAAUACCAGAAGCUGUUGCUCAGAAUGUCCAGACCAUCCUCGUAUGUCGCUUCCUACAAGGUCUCUUUGGUAGUGCUAUCUUUGCUGUCGUUAGCGGUAUGUUUGUUGACAUCUGGACUCCAAUCCAUCGAGGUGUUGGUUUGGGAGCAUCAGCGACCUGUAUCAAUCUUGGCUCAACAUUCGCUCCGAUCAUUGGCGCUUAUGCUACCAAUCAUCUCAAUUGGAGAUGGACAGCCUGGCUCACUCUCAUCUAUAUUGGUCUGGUCGGCUUCCUUGGCAUCUUCAUUAUUCGCGAAACCUUCGAACCAGUCCUUCUGGCCCGCAAAGCCAAACGUCUUCGUUCUCAGACCGGAAACAGCAACCUCUAUGCCAAGUUCGAGGAAACCCCUGUCGACUUCAAGACUCUGGUGCAGAAGUACGCCACUAAGCCAGUACGCAUGUUUGUCAAAGAGCCCAUCUUGAUCUUCUGUACCAUCUACCUCACGAUCGUGUACGGAACACUCUAUCUCUCUUAUCAAGCCAUUCCCUUCUCUUUCCGUAAUCGAGGGUGGAGUCCUUCGGUUUCCUAUCUCCCUUUCAUCGCUAUUACCCUAGGUAUCAUUUCUGCCUGGAUCAUCUUCUCCAUCUUCACAUUGACAUGGUACAAGAAGCGAUGGCUCGUCAACAAGAGUGCACCACCCGAAGAUCGUCUGCCUCCCAUGAUUCUCGGCGCUUUCAUUCUUCCCCCUGCGCUCUUCUGGCUUGGCUGGUCACAAGAAACACAUUGGGCAUCCCAACUGAUAGCCGCCUACUUCGUCGGCCUAGGCUUGUUGCUAAUUUUCAUCGCUGGUAUAGUGUACAUUGUAGACACCUACUUGAUCAACAGCAACUCGGCAAUGUCUAUCCAUAUCGUGGGCUUGGGGACUGGGUGGGCGUGCUCGGUAUUGGGUUUUGUGUGUUUGGCUAUGAUGCCUGUGCCCAUUGUGUUUUACUACAAGGGCAAGACGAUAAGAAGUUGGAGUCGUUAUGCACCUGGUAUAUAG